CCCCUUAGUGUCUCAUCAUGAAAACCCGGAAGUUACGGGUCCACAACAAGGAUGUCGUCACGUUUGUAAACUUGCAAGUUAUCGUACAAUAGGCAAUCUUAUGUUGUUCAUUUAGGAUGCAAAAUUUAGCGGAAGGUAUCUGGAUGACAUUUUAGAGCCACUUGAAUGUUCUCGCUAACAACCGUAUAGGAUUUGCGCGUGUGUCAUUGAAGGGCAUGGCGGGGUGGAUGGUGCACGGGGCUAUCCGAACCCUGCGACCCAUAGAGCGGCUAUGGCGGAAUCCUCCUGUCCGGGCUUUGCACCUGAGCCCAGCCUUGUGCGCGGGUCACAACAAGUGGUCCAAAGUCAAACACAUUAAAGGUCCUAAAGAUGAGGCAAGAGGGAAAAUGAUAGCCAAGUUUGUCAUGAUGAUCAAGGUUGCAGUGAAAGAGGGUGGACCCAAUCCAGACAUGAACGUCAAUUUAGCCCAACUCCUGGAGCAGUGCAGAAACAAGAACGUGCCAAAAGCAUCCAUCGAGACUGCAAUCAAGAAUGCGGAAAAAUCCAAGCCGGCAUCACAGCAUACGUUUGAAGCUCGUGGACCAGGUGGAUGCCUUCUGCUCAUUGAAGUUCUGACCGAUAACAGCUCACGCAGCCAGCAGGAUGUCCGACGAGCCCUCAGUAAAAACGGGGGAAUGUUAUCUGAGGGUGCCCGCUAUAACUUCAGCAAGAAGGGCGUGGUGGUGGUGCCCGCUCAGAAUGUCACAUCCGAACGAGCGCUGGAGCUGGCCAUAGAAGCUGGAGCAGAGGACGUCCAAGAGACGGAGGACGAGGACGACGACGCGCCCCUCCUGCGGUAUAUUUGUGACAACACGGACCUGCGCAAGGUUCGAGAGUCCUUGGAGGAGCUGGGGAUGAAGGUGAUGUCUGCAUCUCCUGAGUUUGUCCCUCGCAACCUCUUGCCUCUGGAUCAGGAGCAGCUGGAGGCAGCUUCCGCUCUCAUCGAUGCCCUUAGCGAUUGCCCGGACGUGGUUCGCAUCUGGGACAAUAUCCAGGCUCAGAGCUGAGACGCUUUCUGAAGACUCUGUGGACACUUUUGUAUAUUGAUCAUGUGUAAUAAUGGCACGCAGGAGAUGCUUUUUAGUCAAUGAAGCCUAUUGGAACAGUUGACCUUAAACAACUUUCUCUCUUUGUGACUCCUUGUGAAACAUUUUUGAGCCAAGAAGAUUUUGAGUGGGCCAUAAACUAAAGUCUGACAACCAUAAUAUUUGAAAUCACUCUCCUGUAAAAGGACAAAAAUGGAGUUAGCCUACUGUAGUCCUCAGUGACUCAUUCGAUCCAGCCCAGCAAGUGACUAAAACACAAAAUAAAAGAACUGCUAUAAAAA
This is a messenger RNA of Syngnathus acus (greater pipefish), 1366 nucleotides long. RefSeq names its product translational activator of cytochrome c oxidase 1 (gene taco1). Gene Ontology annotation, cellular component: mitochondrion. Lineage: Eukaryota; Metazoa; Chordata; Actinopteri; Syngnathiformes; Syngnathidae. The record is from RefSeq and is a predicted model, not a curated record. The transcript has 5 exons. The coding region runs from base 216 to 1046 and encodes 276 amino acids.